Molecule: messenger RNA, 606 nt
Organism: Phytophthora sojae
Lineage: Eukaryota; Oomycota; Peronosporomycetes; Peronosporales; Peronosporaceae
Exons: 1
Coding region: 1-606 (201 amino acids)
Source: RefSeq, a predicted model, not a curated record
AUGGUAGUCACAAGAAGGAGCCGCAACAAAGUCAUAGCAGCCAAAUUCCAAGACAUCUUGUUCAAACAUUGGCUGACCGAGAAGAAGACCGCGGAUGGUGCUUUCGAGUUCCUGCUAAAAAGCCAUCGCGCGCACAUCUUUGAGAUUUUUGACAACUUGGAGAUUUGGGUCUCGUUCGUGACCAAACUGGAUAAGGGAGACGACUACAAGACGAUAUUCUCGGUCCUAAAGAAGCGCUUGGAAGGCCGAGAACUCGCUAACAUAAUUUAUGACGCAGGAGAAGUUGGUCGUACUGCGCUACUUGCCAGGAAGCUAGAGCAAGAGCUUUGGUUAAGCCAGGGGGAAAACGCGGAGGGUAUUUUCAAUCUUCUACAUCUAAACGAUGCAGAGACCGCGUUGUUUAAAAAACGAGACUUGGCGACGUGGGUUUCAUACGUAACCAAGCUAGAUGCGAAGAACGCGGACGAAAUAAUCUUCUCGGUGCUGAAUCCUCCCUACACCCAGAAAGACUUCGCGGCGAUGCUCACGGCAGCCAAAAAGGUUGAAAAAACGGAGGAUCUUGCUAUCAAGCUGGAGAAGCUAUUCGUUCAAAGUCUAGGAAAGUAA